Molecule: messenger RNA, 1158 nt
Organism: Trematosphaeria pertusa
Lineage: Eukaryota; Fungi; Ascomycota; Dothideomycetes; Pleosporales; Trematosphaeriaceae
Product: glycoside hydrolase family 27 protein
Exons: 1
Coding region: 1-1158 (385 amino acids)
Biological process (GO): carbohydrate metabolic process
Molecular function (GO): hydrolase activity, hydrolyzing O-glycosyl compounds
Source: RefSeq, a predicted model, not a curated record
AUGGGCUGGAGCUCGUGGAAUAACUUCGGUCCCGACAUCAACGAGACAGUCGUCCGAGACACCAUCGACGCGAUGGAGCGCCUAGGCCUCAAAGACGCCGGAUACAUCUACGUAAAUAUCGACGACGGAUGGCAGCGCUACAAGGGCUCGCGAGCCGAGCACCCGCUCGAAGUUGACCCGGUGAAAUUCCCAAACGGCAUGAAGCCCCUUGCGGACUACGCGCACUCGAAAGGAUUCAAGCUAGGCAUCUACAGCGGGCCGGGCGAUAGCACAUGUGCGGGAUACACGGGCUCAGAAGACCACGCAGCGGAAGACGCGAAGUUGUUCGCCUCUUGGGGAAUCGACCACUUGAAAUACGACAGCUGCUGCUCGCACUCGGACGCGCCGCAAGCUGAAGUCCAGCAAGUCAUGCUCGACAUGAGCACCGCGCUCAUUGCAACCAACCGCUCUAUCGUCUUCCACGCCUGCCACUGCGGCUGGGCCAACGUCUGGGAGUGGGCGGCCGAAGAAGGCGCGAACCAAUGGCGCAUUGGCCAGGACAUCUCGGACGACUUCAACUACCCCGGUAACCGCGAGAAGUACUACUUCGACGUGCUCGAUAUGCUGGACCGCGGGAACGCCAUCGCGCAGUACACAGGCCCCGGCCACUGGAACGACUACGAUAUGCUGAUUGUAGGCUUGGACGGCGAGAGCAAGCAGCUGGUUGGAACGGGCUUGUCCGACCUCGAAUACCGCACCCACUUCUCCAUCUGGUCCAUAAUGGCCUCCCCGCUCCUCAUCGGCGCGAACAUCACUCACCUCUCUUCCUACGACCUCGCCACGCUGACGAACAAGGAAGUCAUUGCGCUGAACCAAGACGGCCUCGGCCAGGCUGCAACCCUGCAGUACUCGUCGCCCGACAACUCGACGCAGGUCUAUGCCAAGAUGCUGAAGGACGAGAGCAUGGCGCUGAUGCUGUUGAAUCGGGGGACAACGACGGCAGAUGUCACGGUUAGUAUGCGGAGGGAUUUGACGGUGCCGUGGGAUGUGUAUCGCAUGCGGGAUUUGUGGAAGGGCAGGGAUUUGGGGCCAUACGAUAUUCCUUUUACGACGGAGGUGCAGGCGCAUGAGGCGAAGGUUUAUCGCGUUUGGAAGGUGGGUUGUACGGUGGGUUGUUAG